UCUUAUCUCUGUUAGAUUAUUGAAAGUAGGUCCUGCUGUGCUCAUAUUCUUUACUAAGAUAUUUGCCUCUCAAGUCAGGCGAACAAUAAAUAACUUUACUCUAACUCGGACAGGUAAUAAGGUGAUUUGUGCUGCCACCACAGUUUGAAAUUAAAAUUUCAUAGUUUGUUACAAGGAUCAAUCUCAGGUGACAUUGCUCCACUUCCUCCUGCUUACAGUUUUUGUUCAUUACUAUCAUAUAGAAUUUCAUACUGAAUUCGAUUGAUGGAGUUCAGUAAAUUUUGAUUCAUCUGAUGUCAUGUUCUGUACUGUUGCGCAUAUCUAUAUAGAACCGCCACUUAUUAGCAAUUAACUAUUCCAGUCUAUAUAUAAUUAUCAAUAAGUAGAACUAUUCCAGCAGUGAAGUGCCGGCCUGCUACUAGAAUCAAGUGUUUAUUGAUUGCUAAUCUGUUACACAAGUCUUCGGUCAUAGCCUCGUAGGGCGUUCAUUCAGCACAGUUUAGCUGCAAAUCAACACAGUAACCUGUUGGCUGUUGCCGUCAUGACUUCAGACAGUGACACAUUUUUCUCUAUCUGAUAGGUGCCUUCGUUGACUCGUUUGCCAGCUUGCGGCCAAUUCUCUUCUGAUAACAGAUUAUAUCAGGGCCAGAGCUUUAUAUUGUUAAACAGUACCAAAGUUGACUUGGUAAAACAAAAAUAAUGCUUGCGGCCGAUUUUCUUCUGAUAACAGACUAUACCAAGGCCAGAGCUUCAGAUUGCUAUACGUCCUCAGAGUACCAAAAUUGGCUUAGUAAAACAAAAAUAAUGGCGACUUUCACAGCUCCGGUAUCCUCCAUGGAUGCAGCUGCAGCCCUUUGCCUUGUGCUUAUUCUAUCCACCACGACUACCUCUCUUGUCUAUGCACAAGAAACCAACAACGGUGGGUGCAUCACAGAUGAGAGGGAUGCACUGCUGUCUUUCAGAGCUGGCAUCAGAAGCGAUCCACAGAACCUAUUUUCCUCUUGGAAUGGCCAAGAUUGCUGCCGGUGGAGUGGUGUCAGGUGCAGCAACAGGACAGGCCAUGUCGUCAAGCUUGACGUCCGCAACGAUCUCUUCUUUGACGAUAUCUAUCGUAACUGGUACAGUGAAAAUUCUCAUGGGAUGCGUGGGAACAUAAGUUCUUCCUUAGUUGCUUUGCAUCAUUUGGAGUAUCUAGACCUGAGUGGAAACUAUCUCGGUGGAGUGGAUGUGCCCAUACCCAGAUUCUUGGGCUCCCUCCAAAGCUUGAGAUAUCUCAACCUCUCCUGCAUGGAUUUUCAUGGUAAAGUGCCUCCUCAACUUGGUAACUUGUCCAGAUUGCUAUAUCUUGACCUCAACAACAACUGGAAUCUUAAUUCUUAUGGCAUGAUGUUGCACAUCGAGGAUAUCUCAUGGUUGUUGCGUCUCUCUUUGCUAAGGUUUCUCGACAUGACCAGUGUGAAUCUUAGUGCCAUUGGCAAUUGGGUUCAAGUGGUUAACAUGCUAUAUAAUCUAAGAGUCCUUCGGCUCCGUCGUUGUGGACUUGUUUUUCCACAGACACCUAUGGUGCGUUCUAACCUCACAUCACUUAAGAUGCUUGAUCUAAGUGAUACUGGGUUUCACACCAUCAAUCCAACCUACUGGUUCUGGGAUGUUGGCACCAUCAGGCAUCUUGACCUUACAAAUAAUGAAAUUGCUGAAGCAUUUCCAGAUGCGAUGGGAAAUAUGACUUCGCUUGAGGUACUUCGUCUUGGAGGCAAUCAUCUCACCAGUAUAAAGCCCGAAGUACUGGGAAACCUGUGCAAUUUGAGAGUGCUAACACUGUGGUCAAAUCUGAUCAAUCAAGACAUUUCACAAUUUUUGGAGGGGUUGCCUCACUGUGCAUGGAGUAAGAUGGAGUUGUUAGAUAUGUCUUGCACGAAUGUCACCGGGGAAAUUCCAAGGUGGAUAAAUCAGUGGACUGAUUUGAGCACUCUUCAACUCUCCUCCAAUAGGCUUGAAGGAUCAGUACCUUCAGAAAUUGGCAUGCUCGUCAAUCUCAAACUUUUGUAUCUAGACGGCAACUAUUUCAACGGUUCUAUAUCAGAGGAACAUCUUGACUCUUUAGUGAAUUUGGAGGAAUUGGACUUGUCUUACAACUCCCUACACCUGAAGAUCAGCUCAAAUUGGAUUCCCCCUUUUAAAUUGCGCCGGGCAUAUUUCCCACGCUGCAAAAUGGGACCUCAUUUUCCUCUGUGGCUAAAAGGGCAGAAGGGUGUUGUUUAUCUUGACAUUUCAGAUGCAGGCAUAGUUGAUAACCUUCCGGAUUGGUUUUGGAGUGUGGUUUCAAAUGUUCAAUAUUUGAACAUCUCUUUUAACCAAAUCAGUGGCAGGUUGCCAAGGACUCUUGAGUUUAUGUCUUCAGCAGUGAUAGUUGAUAUGAACUCCAACAACCUCACUGGUAUUCUACCACUGUUGCCAAGGCAAUUGGCAGAAUUGGACAUUUCCAGAAACUCUUUAUCAGGGCCACUGCCACGAAACUUUGGAGCUCCGUUUGUUGAAGAGUUGUUGCUUUCUGAGAACAGUAUCAAUGGCACGAUUCCAACAUAUAUUUGUCAGCUGCAGUCAUUAUUGGUACUGGAUUUAGCAAAGAACCUCCUAGCAGGACACCUCCCUGUCUGUUCAGAAGAAACAAAAGAACUGAAUAGAUCCAUUAGAGCUCUAGUCCUGUAUGAAAACAACUUGUCUGGUGAAUUUCCUUCAUUUUUGGAGAGCUGUUCAAAGUUGGUUCUUCUUGAUCUUGCGCACAACAACUUUGCCGGAGAGUUGCCGACAUGGUUAGCAAAUAAAUUGCCAGAUUUGUCCUACCUCCGGUUGCGGCAGAAUAAAUUCUCUGGCUCUAUUCCAGGUCAGCUCACACAGCUUGAACACCUACAGUAUGUGGACCUUGCAGAUAACCGAAUAUCAGGAUCCAUACCUCAUGCGUUGGUCAACUUAAAAGCAAUGAUACAGGAGGACCAAACACUUUGGAACCCCUUAGUGUGGAGUUAUGAAAGGCCAGCAAACCCUGACACGAAUGAUUCACCAAAAUAUGAUGACAGCUUAGCAGUGGUAAUGAAAGGCCAAGACCUUGAUUACACCAGCAACAUCGUUUAUAUAGUUGGCCUGGACUUGUCCUGCAACAGUUUGGUCGGGGAGAUUCCAGAUGAAUUGACUUCCCUGGUUAGAAUGAAUAACCUGAACAUCUCCCAUAAUCAGUUGUCCGGCAGGAUCCCAGAGAAGAUAGGUUCGCUCCAGUCAUUGGAAUCUCUUGACCUGUCAUUCAAUGAACUAUCUGGCGACAUCCCUUCCGGUCUCUCGGACAUCACGAUGUUAAGCAAGUUGAACCUGUCAUAUAAUAACCUUUCAGGAAGAAUACCCUCGGGGAAUCAGCUGCAGUCACUCAUCGACCCAGCAUUGUCGUAUAUCGGCAACAACCAUCUCUGUGGACCUCCUCUUUCCAGGAACUGCUGGGAGCCUGAUGUAACUAGAGGUGAUAUUGAGGAGCAUCAAGACGAGGCGAAGUAUUUCUAUCUUGGGCUGGCUGCAGGAUUUAUCUUUGGUCUCUGGCUGGUGUUCAUUAUCUUCUUAUUUUGUUCAUGUGGUGGGUUUGCAAUAUGCGGAGCCAUGCCAUUGCGCUGGACACGACUGCCCGAAGGAUUGACGCUGCAACAGUGAAGAUCAUGCAGCUCAACUUAGCAUUGCUGGUGCUGGAACUAGUCUUGGUACUAUAAUACUGCAUGAUGUCGUGAUUUGGACAGUUUAAAAAAUAAGGGCAACUAAAAAGAUUGUAAGCCACACCUUUUCAAAGAUGAAGAUUGUACUGUUUGUAUUGAUUAUUUCAAAGUUGUCUAUAUUGUUUUA
Messenger RNA from Triticum urartu, 3879 nucleotides. The record is from RefSeq and is a predicted model, not a curated record. Lineage: Eukaryota; Viridiplantae; Streptophyta; Magnoliopsida; Poales; Poaceae.